Annulohypoxylon maeteangense is the source of this 1397-nucleotide messenger RNA. Its product is annotated as ribonuclease III. NCBI's taxonomy places the organism in Eukaryota, Fungi, Ascomycota, Sordariomycetes, Xylariales, Hypoxylaceae. Bases 61 to 1305 code for a protein of 414 amino acids. Gene Ontology annotation, molecular function: RNA binding; ribonuclease III activity. Gene Ontology annotation, biological process: siRNA processing. The record is from RefSeq and is a predicted model, not a curated record. The transcript has 2 exons. Gene Ontology annotation, cellular component: nucleus; cytoplasm; RISC complex.
AGAACAUCAAACUUAUGUACAUACCAAUUGCUUACUGGUAUAUCUGAUUCUAUAAUCAGAAUGUCGAAGCGUUCAUAUACGGACUUCGCAUCUCAUGAUGUAGCGCCAGUUUCGAAAAUCUUGGAACAUGCAGAAGAUUUGCUGAGAGCUGUGAAGGCUUUAAAGAAGGAGCUUGAUACAUUUCGUGAUGCUCCCGAAGUAAACGAUCAAAUCGCAUCGAUACUACAGCGCCACAACAAGAAAAUAUUGUCAUCCGCCCAAUUACUUACUCAAGAUGGGACAAUUACCGUUAAUCGACAUGAGCCCGAAUCUCACAAGAUUCAAAAGCUAGACGGCGAUGGAAAAAAGCACGACAAUAUGCAUAUGGCGCUUAUCAUACCACCACUUGUAUCAUUGACUCGGUGGACACUUGAUGAUAUACCUAGCUCGGGAUUACCGCCUUUGCCUCCUAUCCUAGAUCCUACUCUCGAGCAAGCUGCGCUUACUCACUCUGGGAUGACGACGAGACCAACAGAUAUGAGUUAUGAGAGACUCGAGUGGAUCGGAGACGCUUACCUUUACCUAAUGUCUACAUCUUUCAUCUACCAAACUUUCACAAAUCUAAGUCCUGGGCGAUGUUCUCAGUUACGAGAGAGACUUAUCAAGAACGGGACUCUAUCCAGCUACACAAUACAGUACGGAAUUAACAAACGCACGAAGUUUCCGGCCGAGUUUGACUUGCAUGGUCGAAUUGGCGGAAGCCAGGCGUCUCAGAACGCGAAGAAAAAAGUAUUAGGUGAUGUUUUCGAGUCAUACGUUGCAGCUGCAAUUUUGGGAGACUCGGAAGGCCUGUCGCGUGUGUCACUCUGGAUAAAGUCCCUUUGGAGUACAACAAUCGCACAAGAGAUACGAGAAGAAUGCAAAAUUCAACCGCGUCUUACCCAUGAUCACUCGAAAACCGGAAACAAUGACGACAGCCAGAAACCCGCGAAACAGGACCUAAAUCCCAAGGUCCAGCUUAGUCAGGUCAUUGGCGCGAAAGGUGUGAGGAUUGCAUACAAUGACGUGGGUGAGCCAAAGAUGGAUAAAGUCUCGGGGAAGCUCCCUUGGUAUACCGUGGGUGUAUUCUUCGAUGGGUUUGGAGAAAAAAACCUCCAGCUUGGCAUUGGAGGUGCAUUGUCGAAGAAGGAGGCUGGGGCCAAUGCAGCUCGCGCGGCGCUGGAGAACAAAAAUUUGAUCAAGCGCCUGCAGAAGAAGAAAGAGGAAUCCUUAAAAUUAGCAAAGUCAGCCGAGUCGACCCAGCAAGAGUAUGACAACUGGUCUUAGCUACCUACUUACUACCUAGGUGAAUGACAUAUGCUGUUGCUAUGUACGAUGUCAGGGUACAUGGUGUAUGCAGUGUACCUGUUAUGUAGCAC